GUUCUUGGUUUGCCAACGGUACUACUGCAGCAACCAUGUUCCGCGUCUGCGUCGUCCUGGCCCUGGUAUCUAGCGCUCUUGCUGGAUUCCUCCACGGUGGCCACAGCCUCGCUGGUGGUGUCGGCCUCGGCAGCGGUGUUGGCCUCACCAGCUAUGGUCUCAGCCACGGAAUUGGCUACUCCGGCCUCACCGGCUUUGGUGUCGGCCACGGCCUUGCCUAUGGACCCGCCGCGAGCUACGCCGUUGCCGCCCCAGCUGUUGCCGGUGCCGUCUCCAGCUACCAUGCUGCUCCAGCCGUGACCGCUGUUCACGCUGCCCCAGCUGUCACCGCUGUCCACGCUGCUCCGGCGGUCGCUACCUACGCCGCCGCUCCAGUCGCCACCGUUGCCACUGCCCCAGCCGUGUCCCGCGUGACCACUUACCAGACCGCUCCAGUCGUUGCUGCUGCCCCAGCUGUUUCCCGUGUCACCUACCAGGCGGCCCCAGCUGUGACUAAGGUCUACCAGGCCGCUCCAGUCGUCGCUUCCGCCCCAGCUGUUGCCACAGUGGCUGCUGCCCCAGCUGUGUCCCGCGUCACCUACCAGUCUGCUCCAGCUGUCGCUACCUUUGCUGCCCCAGCAGUGACCAAGGUUUUCCAGUCCGCUCAAGUUGUUGCCGCUGCCCCAGCAGUCUCCCGCGUCACCUACCAGGCCGCCCCAGCUGUGACUAAGGUGUACCAGGCUGCUCCAGUUGUCGCUUCUGCUCCAGCUGUGUCCCACGUCACCUACCAGUCUGCUCCAUCUGUCGCUACCUUCGCUGCCCCAGCUGUCACUAAGGUCUACCAGUCCGCCCCACUUGUCGCCGCCGCUCCAGCUGUCGCAACCAUCGCUGCUGCUCCAGCUGUCUCUCGCGUGACCACCUACCAGUCCUCUCCGCUUGUGGCCACUGCACCUGCUGUUUCUACCACCUUCCAUGCUGCUCCAGCCGUGUCCCGCGUAACUACCUACCAGUCUGCUCCAGCUGUCGCUACCUAUGCUGCCCCAGCUGUCUCCCGCGUCACCUACCAGGCUGCCCCAGCUGUGACUAAGGUCUACCAGUCUGCCCCAGUUGUGGCUGCUGCCCCAGCUGUUUCUACCACCUACCACGCUGCUCCAGCUGUCGCCACCGUCGCUGCUGCUCCAGCCGUCUCCCGCGUGACCACCUACCAGUCUGCUCCAGCUGUCGCUACCUAUGCUGCCCCAGCUGUCUCCCGCGUCACCUACCAGGCUGCUCCAGCUGUAGCUACCACCUACCACGCUGCUCCAGCUGUCGCCACCGUCGCCGCUGCUCCAGCCGUCUCCCGCGUGACCACCUACCAGUCUGCUCCAGCUGUCGCUACCUAUGCUGCCCCAGCUGUCUCCCGCGUCACCUACCAGGCUGCCCCAGCUGUGACUAAGGUCUACCAGUCUGCCCCAGUUGUGGCUGCUGCCCCAGCUGUUUCUACCACCUACCACGCUGCUCCAGCUGUCGCCACCGUCGCUGCUGCCCCAGCCGUGUCCCGCUUCACCACCUACCAGUCUGCUCCAGCUGUCACUACUUACAGUGCCCCAGCUGUCACCAAGGUCUUCCAGUCUGCUCCAGUCGUUGCUGCCGCCCCAGCCGUCGCUAGCUACGCCGCUGCUCCAGCUGUGUCCCGCGUGACCACCUACCAGUCCGCCCCAGUCGUUGCUGCUGCCCCAGCUGUGGCCACCGUCGCCCACGCUGCCCCAGUGACCACCUACGCUGCCGCUCCAGCUGUCACUGCCGUCCACGCCGCCCCAGCUCUUGCCACCACCACCCUCCACCAUGCCCCAGCCGUUGCCACAGUCGCCCACGCCUCCCCAGCUUUCGCUGCCUACCACGCUGCCCCAGUCUACGGCUACGGUGUUGGAAGCCUCGGCUACGGCGUUGGCCACUACGGUCUCGGUCACGGCAUUGGUGUCUAUGGCCUGAACUACGGUUACGGUCUUGGCACUACCUCCGACUACACCACCCUUCUCCGCAAGAGGAAGUGUAAGUAUAUUGAAGCAUUCGCUAAGUCACUGAUUUUUUUUUCUUUGUCUCGAAUGCAGUGUCUCAUGUGAACUAUUUCUUCGUUGCAGAAAUUGGUCUACUCUCCGGAAGACAAAGCAUGUUGAAGAUGAAAAGAAGGUCGUCUUGAGCUUUGUCACUGUUGUUCAUAUUGUUAAAUAUUUUUAUGAAAUAAAUGUCUCCACUCAACAAAAA
Molecule: messenger RNA, 2223 nt
Organism: Rhipicephalus sanguineus (brown dog tick)
Lineage: Eukaryota; Metazoa; Arthropoda; Arachnida; Ixodida; Ixodidae
Exons: 7
Coding region: 36-2081 (681 amino acids)
Source: RefSeq, a predicted model, not a curated record